GUGUGUAUUUAUAUAUAUUUAGAAAACUGUGAAGCAGCGCCCAGAAAGAGAAGAAAGGAAAGCAGCAAAGCCACCGCGCGGAGCCGCCCAGAAGAGACGAGUCAGCGAUUUGACUUCCAACCAUAUUCCGAAUUAUUCCCAAUCUUUCAUAUGCCCUAAACCCAGAAAAAGUCAUCGUCUUCAACCCUUAAACCAUUUCAAACCCAAUUACUUUUCCCACAAGGAUCCCAUUUUUUGGGAGUUGGGACAAUUCAAGAAUGCAUUUUUAUUAGUCUCUCAUAUUCUUCUUCUUUUCCCUAAUCAAUCUUCCAUUUCGACGACGAUGGCUGCUGCGUCCCAACCCAUUGGCCAUACCGAGAUUAACUGGGACAAGCUAGAUAAGACUAAAUUUUAUGUGGUUGGAGCUGGAUUGUUUACAGGGGUCACAGUGGCACUGUACCCAGUUUCUGUUGUGAAAACCAGGCUGCAAGUUGCUACAAGAGAAUCUGUAGAGAGGAAUGCAUUGUCUGUGAUCAAAGGCAUUUGGAAAGCGGACGGUGUUCCUGGUUUGUAUAGAGGGUUUGGUACGGUUAUAACUGGGGCUGUUCCGACUAGGGUUUUAUUCAUGACUGCGCUCGAGACAACAAAGGUGGCUGCUUUCAAAUUGGUUGAGCCAUUCAAGUUUUCUGAGCCGAUGCAGGCCGCUUUGGCUAAUGGACUGGCUGGAAUGACCGCCUCGCUUUUUUCUCAGACCAUCUUUGUUCCUAUUGAUGUGGUUAGUCAACGGUUGAUGGUGCAAGGCUAUUCAGGGCAUGCAAGGUACACUGGGGGGAUGGACGUUGCUCGUCAGAUAUUGAAGACCGAUGGCAUCAGGGGGUUUUAUAGAGGAUUUGGACUUUCCAUUAUGACCUACUCUCCAUCCAGUGCUGUAUGGUGGGCUAGUUACGGUUCAAGCCAGCGCCUAAUCUGGAGUUUCUUAGCCCAUGGCUCAGACGAAGCUCCCCCUAGCGUGGGGAAAAUAAUGUCUGUUCAAGCUACUGGUGGUAUCAUUGCGGGUGCAACAGCUUCCUGCAUAACAACCCCUUUAGACACAAUCAAGACACGCUUACAGGUCGGACAUGAAAAGAGACCCACUACAAGUGAAGUUGUUAAAAACUUGAUUAGAGAUGAUGGUUGGAAAGGUUUUUACAAAGGACUAGGUCCAAGAUUUUUCAGUAUGUCUGCAUGGGGCACUUCGAUGAUACUGGCUUAUGAAUAUCUGAAGCGAGUAUGUGCAAAAGAUGAAUAGAUGCCAAUCUACUAUCAGUCUACAACCUUUUUCUUGUGUUAGAUACUUGGUUCCAGGGCUAGCUAGUAAUUAGCGAUCAGAAGGCUGUUACUUUGAUUUUGAAGCCAGACCUGAGAUAUCAUAAAAUUCAUCAUGGUAUUGACUUUCAGAGAGACCUUGUAAUUCUUUGAAGAAUUUUACCUAGAUCCUUAUAUCAUCUGUAGGAUCAAAUGAACUGAUUUGAGAUACAGUAACCCACAUUUUUUCUUCUGUAUCAAGUGUAGCUGAGCAAGAGAUUUUGACUACUGAUACAGUUAUUUCAUAUAAUUUCUCUUUCCUUUAGUGUUAUCUAGAUAUUGAAUGUGUUCACCAUAAAGAUUAUAAUAGAAAAUGUUUGACAUUUACAGCUCAAA
This is a messenger RNA of Fragaria vesca subsp. vesca, 1659 nucleotides long. Its product is annotated as solute carrier family 25 member 44-like. The record is from RefSeq and is a predicted model, not a curated record. The transcript is spliced from 6 exons. NCBI's taxonomy places the organism in Eukaryota, Viridiplantae, Streptophyta, Magnoliopsida, Rosales, Rosaceae. Gene Ontology annotation, biological process: transmembrane transport. The coding region runs from base 323 to 1267 and encodes 314 amino acids.